AUGGAAGACCCAGUCCGCGAUAUCCCCACGGUCAUCAAGCUCCUCACCCAAUCCCCGCCAACCAUCCAGGCAUACACAAUCGAAAAAUUCUUCACUCCGAAUGCCUCCUUCUCACAUCCGUUCUGCCGUACAUGGUCGUUCAAUGGGUCGCGAUGGCUGGUCCAGAUGAUCUAUCGAUUCUACAAGAUCAUGUCGCCUCGGAUCGAGCUUGAUGUCAAAUCCAUAGCUUUUGAUGAAGAACAUCUAAAACUCUACGUCACCAUCUCGCAGAUAUUCUCGGUCUUUCUCGUUCCAUUCUACUCCGCCCCAGUCACUCUAACCACCGUAUUAACUCUGACAACCGACCCCAAUGAAUACCGCGGCCAUUACGACUUUUCGGACCCAUCAAAAGGCAAAGACUCUACUACUGCAGACAAAAACACAAACACAAAAUACUGGAUAUCUGCACAGGAAGAUCUCUACCAAACGACAGAAUUCGUCAAGUUCUUUUUGCCCUUUGGAAUCGGUGCACUCCUUGUAUUUUUCUGGCAUUUGUUUGCCACGGUUGGCUGCGUGCUUGGUGCUCUGUUCUUGUGGCCUAUUUCAUGGGCAGAGCAGAAGCUGGCAGCGGAAAGGACCAAGCCACAGAUUGAUGAGGGAAACAUCGUGGAUGCGUCUGAAGCGGCGGCGAGGUAUGUGCUUGGCGAGGUAACGGGGCUCGUCAAUGGGGUAAAGGAUACGGUCCGAGAGAGAACCAAGGAUAUCUAG
Talaromyces rugulosus is the source of this 747-nucleotide messenger RNA. RefSeq lists its product as uncharacterized. The coding region runs from base 1 to 747 and encodes 248 amino acids. Lineage: Eukaryota; Fungi; Ascomycota; Eurotiomycetes; Eurotiales; Trichocomaceae. The record is from RefSeq and is a predicted model, not a curated record. The transcript has 3 exons.